Eruca vesicaria subsp. sativa (arugula) is the source of this 894-nucleotide messenger RNA. Lineage: Eukaryota; Viridiplantae; Streptophyta; Magnoliopsida; Brassicales; Brassicaceae. The record is from the annotation of a GenBank genome assembly.
AUGUCUACGGAUCGUUAUUCAAGAACCAUAUAUUUGGAGAAUAUUUCAAAAAAUCAUCAGGACCACGACAAAAUCAUUAUUUAUACUUACAAGUUUCCACAUCCCUAUCCAACCAAUGAUGUUGGCUCGAUAAUAGGGUCCUGCAACGGUUUAGUCUGCAUCUACGAUUUAGGAUACAUUUAUCUGAUUAACCCGGCUACGAGAAAACUCCGGAUUCUUUCUUCUGAGCUUUUGCGAGAGUAUACAGGCUUGUCAGGUUGGGCGGGUAAGUUGCCAGUUAGUGUGGGAUUUGGAAGAGACAUAGUGACAGGAGCAUACAAAGUACUCUUGAUGUAUUUACCUGCUGGGGGUGAUAAUAUUGUCAAGACCGAAGUCCUUAACCUCCACAGUGGUGAACGACAAUUCAUUUGUUUUCCCCUUACUUACGAUGAACUAAGCGAUGAUAAAUUACCAGUCUUCGCAAAUGGAUCACUUUUUUGGCAGAAAAAGUUACACUAUAGGGCCCCGACUUUCACCCCAAUGCUUGGAGCCAUAGAUCUUCACACUGAAAAAUUUCGUGAUGUGUUAUUACCGCGUUCAUACUCUAAAUACUGUGAAACUGUGUACACAUUAUGGAGCCUAAGAGAUCGUUUAUGCCUAUCUGAUGUGCUACAGUAUCCGGAUGUCGAAGUUUGGUGUUUGCAGCAAGAAGAUCCGAGUGUGAAGUGGGAACAUAUCCUUACAAUUGACACUUCAAGUAUGGAUUGUUUAGACACAAACUAUUGGAAGCUUUCUCUUGCAGCGUAUAAUCUUAGCCCCAGAAGCAAUGAGCCACCUAAUAAUUUUUUGGAGCAAGUCAGUGAUGAACACCGUAGAACAGUGCUGUGUACGGAGAACUUUGUUUCUUCAGUCUAG